This is a messenger RNA of Funneliformis geosporum, 288 nucleotides long. The record is from the annotation of a GenBank genome assembly. NCBI's taxonomy places the organism in Eukaryota, Fungi, Glomeromycota, Glomeromycetes, Glomerales, Glomeraceae.
GGCAAGAAGCAAGGGGCAAUCGAACAUACAUUUGAUUUCGACUUUUUUUGUUUUCACUCUAAAGGAACUUACUUACCCCCCACCGCUCCACGAAUCCGAGGCUGCAAGAGAAAUAUUCCGACUGCUAAACUAAUGAGUACUAAGAGGAAAUUGUUCUAUCCCGGUCUAAGAUUACUUUCGUUCAAUGAUGUUCCCGAAAAAUUUUCUGUAUUAAUGAAUGGCCAGGAAAAAUUCGCUGAUUACCUCUCUACACGUGAUUCGAAAAUUAUUUUAUUUUCGUGUCCAUGA